AUGGAAAGUUCUAUGGAGAAGGAACGAUUUCUCCUGCGAAAACUUGGACAAGAAGAACGUGCAGAUUUUUUGUAUCAGCAAAGAGGUAUAAUCAAAAAGCAUAUCUUAAAUGCAGAAGAGAUCAUCUUUGACACAGAUGAAGACAUAUCAUGUGUGCGCAAUUUCAUCGAAGAGCGCUAUCGUCUUCACUUUGGCUUAGACAGAGACGGUCAUCCCAGAGAACUUUCUGAGGAGGAAAAAAAGGAACGUGACUUUCUGCUCGACAACUCUAUGUUCAUAACUAGAGUUAUAUUGCGCAUGCAUAAUCUGGAACCGGAUGACUACAUAGCAAUAUGUGUGUCUGAUAUGAUCGCAGCCAUGAGCAUUCAUACGAAACCUUACGAGCGUGUCAGAGCAUCGAGUCCUCCCCGCCAUGAUUUCAGCGAAGACGGACCGCUCAUAGAACUACCUUGGUCAGAUGAGGGAGAAAUGGGUAAUGACGAAAUUCUAGAGAGUGAGGAUGUAGAAGUCAAAAAAGCUAUGCAACCAAAACUAAAAUUUCAAGCAGUCGACACGACCCAAAGUGAGAGCGCGGAUGGAGAUGAAAAAAAGCAUGAAAUAUUGUUCGAUUGGUCCGAAGACAUAUUUCCAGAUGACGAUAAUGCGGUUGUAGGAGAGAAACGUCCGCUAGAUGUACUUGACAUCUUAGACUUGCCUUUAAAGCGAAGGGCGGUAGAAAGAGACGGAUUUGUCGAGCAAAAGCCAAUGGAAACAACUCCACCACCGUUGCAAUUGCGAUCAUGUUUAAGAUAUCACGAAGAGAUUUUAACUGACGUAAAUGAAGAUCAAUUGCCUGUGAAGGAACGAAUCAAAUGGCGUGAAGCAUUUGAGUCGCAUUCAGCAAAAAAGAAGUCUGUGCAUUUUGCGGGUAAUGCUUUACUCUUUCGUUAUACAGUUAUGUCUUUGCUGUUUUGAAA
Strongylus vulgaris is the source of this 956-nucleotide messenger RNA. NCBI's taxonomy places the organism in Eukaryota, Metazoa, Nematoda, Chromadorea, Rhabditida, Strongylidae. The record is from the annotation of a GenBank genome assembly.